UGACGUUCACCUGUUAGUGUGAACUGUGCAGCUGUCACAUUUGAGUGUGCAGGCACCUAGCAAACGACACGUACUCCCAUUUUUAAAAGCAUGGCACGAGGGCAUCAGAAGAUUCAGUCCCAGCAGAAAAACGCCAAGAAGCAGGCGGAGAUGAAGAAGGCUAAAGGUCACGAUCAAAAGACGGCGGCCAAGGCAGCGCUCGUAUUCACCUGCGCUGUGUGCAGAUCUCAGAUGCCGGACCCCAAAACCUUCAAGCAGCACUUUGAGAGCAAACACCCAAAAUCCCCUCUGCCCCCUGAGUUAGAGGGAGUGGAGGCGUAGGUGGUCGUCGACAUGGAUACUAAACUCUUCAACCCUGUGCCGGCUCUGCUCUCGUCUCAGUCUGACAGCAACGGAUGAUUUCACGUGACCAACAUGAAGCACUUGUCUAUUAAUUCUUUAACAGGCCGGGUCGAGUCCGGUGUGCUCGUCUUCGAAUACAUGUCACAGCAGACCUGUACGACCUGUGAACGAUGAAAAGUUGUAAAAGGAGAUGGCUUCUUAUUCAGCUUCCCUGAACAAACUGGCGUAUUGGAGUAUUUCUUGCUGCCCGCUCUUGUCUCUUUACGCUUUAGCUUUGGUGGAUUGAUCGCUCGAGAUAAAUGCACAGUGUUUGCUGAAGUUACAGCGGUGACAAAACUGACCUCGUCUUCUUAAUUAGUGCUUUGAGCGCUGAAUGGAAACUGGGACUGUGAAUCUUUAUCCAUAAGUGCUCAGAGCGUAAAUCGUCCUCGGUCGUGUCUGCCUGGUUAUUACUGCAUAUUCUCAUUUUAAUUCAUCAUAAUUUCGUAAUUGUUUCAGUAAAAAAAAAGUGACAUUUUGAUAGCCAUUUCCAAGCUGCUGGAUGAAUUGUAAACCAAUGAAUGUAUGCUCCAAUGAUGAAUUGUUAAGUCAUUUUAUUAAAGGUUCACUUUGUUGUA
This is a messenger RNA of Maylandia zebra (zebra mbuna), 959 nucleotides long. It is a transcript of the gene znf706, whose product is annotated as zinc finger protein 706. NCBI's taxonomy places the organism in Eukaryota, Metazoa, Chordata, Actinopteri, Cichliformes, Cichlidae. The record is from RefSeq and is a predicted model, not a curated record.